GUCGCAUAGAGUUAAAAGUAAAGAUUUAUGCAACAGACCCUGUAUAUAAUAGGUAUACAUAUAUAUUAUACAUGUGUAUAGAUAUAUUACCUGGCGAUUAGACACUCGCCUAAAAUAGUUGUGUCAUUCCAAGCAAUGUUUGUCAUUGAGAAAUGAUAGUGUCUAUGGUAGUCUCGUGGUGCACAUACAUAAUACGUUCAAAGGAACUAUUAUGAUAUAUUGUGUUGCAAGGAAAAUACUUGACUCGUAAUUCUGUCUUUUUUUUCUUUUCAUAUAAUGAUACAUUAUUAUUUUUCGUUGCAUUGCGAUUCAAGCAAUGCAUUUUCUUAUGGACGUUUCAAGCACACAGGAGUAAAUUGUCAGUUUGCGUUGAUGGGAUAAAUAAUACAGUAGAAAGUAGUUAACGGUGAGAAAAAUAAAAAGAUCGUUGACUAGAACUUGUCGUGUACAGAAAAAAGACCACGCCAUGUUUUUUAAUAACGCAAGCAUAUUUAGAUUUUGUUUGCAUUGUUCAUCGCGCGGAUAUUAUCUAAUCGUUAGCUGGUCAUUUCAUUUUGAUAGAUUUUCCUUGAAUUCUAACGUGAAAUGUGUACGUUCAAAUUUGUUUCGUUCGAAAGAUAAUCAAUAGCUCCUUGUUUUCCGGGACGUUUACGCUUUUCCAAAUGGCAUCCGGUUAGCGGUAAGAAUAAAUAGGUCAUUCAAUGGAGCGUGCCGGUGGAUAUAUAGCAAAGAAGAAAAAAACAGAUCGAUAAAUCGCCAGAAGACCAAGGGACGGAAAAAGGGUUCGCGUGUAUAUCUACCAGGGAAGUGAUGCUGCCACCUUGAGGUUACCCUGGAAACGGCAUUUAUGUACGGAAAAUGCGGAAAGGCAGUUGUCGUUCAAGAAACGUGCUUUUGAAUUGUAGCGCGGAUAGUGCUGCUGCCUGGUGGCAACCGUUGGAUUCUGUUUUCAAAAGACAGCACCCUAUGUCCUGAGGCCGAAAUCGAUGACACUUGGAUAAUAAGUUAUAACGGUCAUUUAAGUACGUGUAUUCUACGUGUAUUGGAUUCAGAGAAUCUGCCGGAUAACGGACAGGAAAUUAGUGCAAAAUGGAAUCUGCUAUUGUGCAUCUCGAACAGAGUGUCCAGAAGGCUGACGGCAAGCUCGACAUGAUUGCUUGGCAGAUUGACAGCUUUGAAAAGGAGUUUCAAGAUCCUGAUAAUGAAAUAUCUGUCCUUAGACUGUUGCGCUCAGUGACUCAGGUUAAGGAGGAAUAUCAGACGCUGCGCCAAGAUAUCCUGGAGGUGCAGCAGCUCCAGAAGCAACUUUCGGAGUCUUUAAGAGCUCAACUCUUGCAGGUGCAAGGACACUUCAAUAUUUUGCGUAACAAAAUAGUUGGUCCUAACAAAACACCACAGCUAAAAUAAAAAUGGGGAACUUAGAUAUUUAGAUAAUUUUUAUUUUAUUUGUUUAAGUUUCAGGUAUAAGUACAUUAUGUUGCUGAAUUUAUAUUUAUUUUUAAAUUGAUUUUCAAUGCCAAAACUUAAAAAAAAUCUUUUGUAAUAAAUAAUUUGCCUUAUACUAAUGAGCUAACUUAAACCAUAAACUAUGGAAAUAAAUUGCACACAACCAGGUAGCUUGCGAGGCAGAUUAUUUGUCAAGUCAAAAUUGCUAAUUUCUUACAUGUUGUUUUCAAAUUUUACUGAUCCAUUAACAGCAUGACAGGGAACAAAUGGAAAAACUGACAAAUAAACUAUCUGACACAUGCUUUACUUGUGGUGCUGGGGCCAAUGGAAACCAACAACUUUUUGUUUGAGAUUAUUUGUUUGUAAUCAGUGAAAUUUGAAAACAAUUUAAACUUUAUAUGAGUUCACUCUAGAGUUGCAUACCGAAAAUAAUGUUUUCUAUUUAUUUUCGCUACGUCUUUAUUUGUCUUUCAAACUUGUAUGGAAAAAUAAUUCCAAAAUCUUGCACUGCAUUUUUCUAAUAAUUCUACCACUGUAUUCUUAUUAGAAAAUCUUGAAAAACAAAAUUAUGUACGCAAUACUGCAUUGAGAAUGUUUACUGUAUAUGAAGAGGUAAAAAAAUUCUUUGUUGGGUUGAAGAAAAUAAUUCAAUGUUAAAUGCAGUAAAUCCAACAAGGUGAAACUAGCAAAAUAAUAUAAAGUAAUGAAAUUAAUAAUGCCUUAAAACAUAGGUGCGCAUUUAAUGGGACUAUGUGUACUAUCUUUAACACUAUGUAUACUGUUACUAUUACAGCGUAAACAAUAACGAUCCGUUACCUUUUAACGUAACUAAACUAUUAUUAAUUACUAUUAGUAAACCAUCCAAACCGUAACGUUUUGUCGAUAGUUGAUACACCAGCCUUUUCAAAAGUGAUUUGGCCUACUUUAAUACUAUGGCACCUACAAUAAUAUACAAUCUCAUAUUACGGUUUAACUGUACUUAACUACAAAAUUUUUAUCUAUUCAAUCUAUUAGAAAUACAGCACCGCCUAGUUUUUCCUUACUACUUUUGAAAUUACUGUGACUUUCAACAAAACGUUAUACCGUGGCUGAUAUGUAUUUCACACAAUCUGCAACGUAUCAGCGUACAUUUACGAAGUACGUUGCACGAGUAGCAUUAAACAAAGUCAAUUUUUCGCAAUAAGACAAUUGAAUAUCAAUUCAGUCACGUAUGGUUUGCUGAUAUUUAUUAAGAAAGUGUUAGGUUUCCUAUGCACAACUAACAAUAAAGUAUAUUUCCAUUGAGUGUCGCGAGGUCUUCGAGAUGAGUUCAAAGUAUCUGCCAAAGUAUAGAGAAAAUGUAAAACCAUUUCUAUAGGUUAUAAAAAUACCAAUGGCUAAUUGAACUCAAUACGAAGAACCGACACUGUAACGUAAACCUACCUUUACUUAAAAUCAAAAUACUUAACGAAGAGAAGAAUGGUCUGGAACGCAUUCGAAAUGUGCCAAAUAAUGUUGGUCAAUUAGUUUGGACUUUUGAGUGAUAACACACAAUGAGACGUGCUCAGAAGUCAUAAACGACACUUAGCACGGAGAAAGCUGUUUGGAAUAGUAUUACUAUUUUUUUUAUUUUCCAACUCCAACUAAUGUGCCAAUGAUUUUUGAUCGAUCUGUACAAUAUUCUGAAUUCAGAAGUAAAGUAGACUCUAAGAAAUUUUUAAAAUUGUUAGUCUACAUAUCACAGUAUCAGCCUUCUCCGAUUUAGAAUUUAAAAUCAUUUUUUUAUUUCUUAUUCUUGUCCUCUCCUUUAAUCAUGUAACGCAGACAAUGAAAUAUUCUAGUAGAAUAUACAGGGUGUUUUUUAAAGGCGCAAUAUAGCCUGUAAUGUUCUUGAUAUAAUAUUCAGUGGACACGUAACAUGUAGCGGACCAGUCAAUGCUAAUUAUUAUAAUUGUAAACAUACAUAGCGUCUUCCGAAUAUAUAUUUAAUAUAUGUACUACUACUUUAACACGCGAUUGUAGCACUAUGUCGCCUCUUUAGAAAAACACCCUUCAAUGUAUCCACCCGUAAUACAUUUAUCUUCAUUUUUAUUGAUUUUAUUUAUUUUUUUACAAAUCACCAUUCAUGAACAUGUUUUUCCUUUUUAACUAUUUCUCGUAUAUACUAACAGAUACGUAUGUAUUUGUACACCUAAGUUUACACCUUAUCGAUUUUUCAAUUUUUGCACUGAACGCACCCUAACCUUUGAUAAACUGUCAAUUGAACAGGCCAAUUCCAAAUGCCAGCGUUGCGUCGUUAUUCUGCGAUAAAAGAUAUGGAAAUUACGUCUUUUUACGCUCAACGGGCGGAACGUUAUUAAUUGGUUUUUAAUGUCACUAAUUAUAACUUUACAUCGUUUCUUAAGAGAUAUUUAAGAUAAUUGCUAUUUGUAAUUAACGACCCUUAAUGUGGGGAUUGUCAUUUUUCUUUACUUAAAUUGAUGCCACAUAAAGCUUGGCAAUUUUGACUUUGCUUGGUUCAACUGUUGAUUAACAUCGAUUGGCAGUUAAGGAUACACGUGCGAUAUCGCCCAUUGGAAUUGGCUGUGAAAUUAUUAGAAUUAGUCGAAGAUGCGUUGAUUAUUAUUGAUUCCAUGUAAUUGCUCAAAAAAUUUCGAUGUAUAUUUGAAAAGAAAAAGAAACCAGGAACACGAUAAAGGGAAAAAAAAUCUGUAACUUUUUAGAUAUUUAUCAUAUUAUUACGAAAUAAACUGUUAUCUCUGUAGCAAAAA
Cephus cinctus (wheat stem sawfly) is the source of this 4196-nucleotide messenger RNA. RefSeq lists its product as uncharacterized. The coding region runs from base 1090 to 1407 and encodes 105 amino acids. The transcript has 3 exons. The record is from RefSeq and is a predicted model, not a curated record. Lineage: Eukaryota; Metazoa; Arthropoda; Insecta; Hymenoptera; Cephidae.